Molecule: messenger RNA, 4185 nt
Organism: Culex quinquefasciatus (southern house mosquito)
Lineage: Eukaryota; Metazoa; Arthropoda; Insecta; Diptera; Culicidae
Product: 1-acyl-sn-glycerol-3-phosphate acyltransferase alpha
Exons: 6
Coding region: 113-3259 (1048 amino acids)
Biological process (GO): phosphatidic acid biosynthetic process
Cellular component (GO): membrane; endoplasmic reticulum
Molecular function (GO): 1-acylglycerol-3-phosphate O-acyltransferase activity
Source: RefSeq, a predicted model, not a curated record
UGCUAUGAAACGAGCCACAAAUUUCGAUACAACUUCAAGUUUUUCGUGUACUACUUUGCGGUCAUGAUUAACUCGUUGAUAUUGAUACCAGCGAUGCUUUUCCGAGCCAAGGAUGUACGAAAUCUGGUAUAAUCUUUUCGCCCUUCUGGAUGAUGCACCGGUUUUGCAGACGCUAGCGGAAAUUCAUGUGCGGAACAAAGGGCAAGAUCCUAAAGGACGGCGAUUCACCGAUUUUGAAAAAGACAUAUGCUCGUUCGAGUAUUUGAGCUCCGGGCGAGACCACUACAAGUAUUUGACAAAAAACAUGUAUGCUAUGUCAAGCAAAACAAUUCAGCGCCAUUUGCAGUUGAAUACCAUCGACGUUCGAGAAGGAAUUAUUGACGUAAAGGGACUUAAGAAUUAUUUAAUCGAAAACAAGUUUCCUCUGGCAGUCACUUUAUGCGAAGACGGGACCAGAAUCACCCCUAAAGUGGAGUAUGACUGUGCACUUGAUUCGCUGCGUGGCUUAGUAUCACCCCUAAAUGAGAACGGAUUACCGAAUGUUGACUUAUUUUCUGCAAGCUCACCUUUCAAAAUGGCCGAUGACAUUAAAAAGUAUCCUGUUGGAAAUUAUGCUUAUGUACAACUGGCCAUCCCCCUCAGCAAAGAUGCGGCGCCGUACGUGUUAUACCAUGCGUGUACGGACAACCGAUUUAGUGCAACAGAUGUCCAAAACAGGUGGAAACACACGGCGGACCUUUUGCACGAGGAAGAAAUCGAAGUCGUAGGGAUUGCAGCUGACGGAGACCCUCGCGUGCAUAGACCAAUGAGAAUAAACGCAGACUUCAACCUCACUCGUGCCUCAAGUUUGGGACCAUGGUACGUGGCAAGCGAGAAUUUUGGACAAACAUCAUACUUCCAGGACAUGCCUCAUACUGCACAGAAAAUGAAAAACAGACUUGUUCAUUCAAACAAGCAUGAAUCACUGAAGAUCGGCAAUUACACGGCAACUACGGCGCACCUAAAAGCAAUGAUCAAAGAAGCUGGCAAAGAUAAACACCUACUUACUAUUUCUGACAUUGAAACAAAAGAUCGAAUGCGUUUUGGACCUACCAUGAAGUUGAUGAACCCUGAUCUAACUAAAUGCUUGAUUGAAACUAUAAGUGAAAGUAAAGGUACAGUUUUGUAUCUCAACACAAUGAGACGUCUGUACGCUUCUUUUGCGACAAACAAGCUCACACCAGAAGAGAGAAUAUUGGAAAAUUGGACUGCAACGUUGACUAUCAGAGGAUGGAGAAACUGGUGUGUUGAGCAGCCCAAAGGACUGAAACAGUUUAUCACCAGCAACACAUAUGUUUGUAUCGAAUUGAACGCACAUUCCAUCAUACAGUAUAUCAGAAGAUGUCGAGAAAUUGAAAAGCCUGAACAGUUUAUAAACAGUGCAAUUGACAGCCAACAUUGUGAAGCAUUUUUCCGGCAACUGCGGUCUCUAUCAACAACGAACCAAACUGUUGUGAAUUUUUCUAUUAAGCAACUAUCAGAACGGAUAAGCCGCAUACACCACAAGCUGAACAUUAUGUAUCACCAUAAAGACCGAGUGGAAUUUCCGGCAAUCACCAAAAUGCAGCAGCGAAGCACGCCUCGGUCACUUCCGAGUGAUGAAGAAAUUAUAAAAAUUGUUGAAAAAGCCCAUAUUAUCGCGCGAGACUUGCUUAAAGAUGUGGGGAUUACAAACCCAAACUUUCAGGCAGCCACAACUCUAACUCAUCGUGGAAAGCAGUAUGAAAGCACGAUGCCUGCGGAAAUAGUUGUUGAAGAUUACGCCCAGGAUCAAGAAGAAGACGAAGAUUUCCAACUACCCAACGAAUGGACUGAUACAGAGUUUGCAGAAUAUGACAAUGAAGACACCUCAAGUUCCCCUCUUGAAACGGAGUUUGUCAAAUUUGAAGAACACCCCGAUGCUUCUGGUUUUGAUUUCGAUUUUGGCCAGGGAGCUGGCUUGUCGAAAGAUUCUGACUGUUUGAACGAUGAUAAAGAAGAGGAUUACGGCCACCAACCACCCAAUCAAUGGAGCAUGGAAACUGAUACAAGCUCCCCCUUUGAAACAGAAUUUGUUCAAUUUGAAGAACACCCUGAUGCAUCUGGCGUUGAAUUUGAAGUUGCCCAGGAAGAGGGCUCAUCAGAAGAUGCUAACAGUAUCAACGAUGGCAAAGACUUGUACGAGUUAGAUAAACUGUUUCCAGAAUGCAAAGGAAGGCUUAAUUUGAAAAACACAACGGCAGGACACAAGCAUACGUUUCGUCUGCAAGACAGGAGGGGAAAUAUUAGAACGGUGAAAAAGUCUACAAUUGUUUGGAUGCUGACCGAGGGAAACUACAAGCUGUCAGCGGAUCGUACUAGACGUUUUAAACAAAAUGAGUAUCGCCCUAGGAACCAAUCGAAAUCAAAGUGGGCAGGAGCAUUCUGUCGCCACAUCUCGACGGUCCUCGGCCUGCGCUGGGAGCUUCGGGGAGCGGAUAUUUUGUCCCGUGACGAGGCCUACGUCAUCGUCUCCAAUCAUCAGAGCUCGCUGGACAUUUUGGGAAUGUUUGACUUUUGGCACGUGAUGCAAAAGUGCACCGUUAUAGCGAAGAAAGAGCUUCUGUACACGGGACCGUUCGGAGUGGCCGCCUGGCUUGCGGGACUGAUUUACAUCGACCGGAAGAACCCGGCCAAAGCGCACAGCGUCAUGAACGACUGCACCGACAUGCUGAAGGAAAAGCGCAUCAAGCUGUGGGUGUUCCCGGAGGGUACCCGGCGGAACACGAACGAAAUUCACGCGUUCAAAAAGGGUGCCUUCCACGUGGCCGUCAGCUCCCAGUUGCCAAUCAUGCCGGUGGUGUACAGCUCGUACAGCACCUUCCUCGACGACAAGGCCAAAAUCCUCAACAACGGGCACGUGAUUGUGACCACGCUGGAACCGAUCGAGACGAAGGGCCUCACGACCGAGGACAUUCCGGCGCUGAUGGAGCGCGUGCGGAACGUUAUGAUCGAAACGUUCAAGGCCACCUCGAAGGAAAUCGAAGUCAAGUACGGCGUGAAUGGGAACGGGCUCGCGACCACCCUCAACAGUGGCGGAAAGGGACGGUUUCGGUAUCUGGAUGAGUUGAUCAAGCCGAAGCUUGGUGGCGGAGGCGUAGGAGGAGCGGAUGCCGGGACGCCUCUGGUCAGCAAUGGGUCGUCGGUAAAGCAGAUGGUGCCACCAUUGGUACCGGACGGCGUUCACCGGCGUAAGGAUUAAGGAUCUUGUGCUGCCACAUUCUGGGUUCUCUCUGCGAGUGGAACUACGCAGCUGGCAUAAUCGACGGCAAACCCACACUAGUGAGAACAUGAAACCAUGUUUUUCUAACUUUUUUGUAUUUAUUAGUAGUCGUUUGUUUUUUUGAGCUAAAGACGCUUAUAUCCAAUGUAUUAUUCUAGUAUUUUUUUAACUUUAGGUUUUCGGUUUUGUUUAACAAUAAAAACAAAGAGUCAUUUAUCAGAAGGCAAUCAUCAAUGCAACCGAAAAAGCACUUAAUGACGACAACCAACACAUGUUUGACUAAACCUCGAAAGUAAAUAUUACCACUGGAAGCUGUAAUUAAGCAAGUCAUUAGACGUAAUCAGGUGCAAACAUAAGCAGGUCCUGCUCGAAACAGAUGAAUGAUACUUCUUUGUUGAGAAACUUAGCGUCUCGUAGCUGAGUGCAGUGCAAUCCGAAAUCACUGCGGUUUCUUUACAUUCACAGCAGAAUUAACUAAAUUAGUAAAGUUUAUUUAUGUGUUUUGUUGUGUACAUAAGUAUAAAUUCGUGUGAAUUAUUUUAUACUGAAGAACAAAUCUUAUGAUAACCAAAUUAAAGCAAGGAGGCAUUUUAACUAAAUUUUCAGACAACUAGUUCAUAGGAAGCAAACACAUCCACACACAUAAAUCGACAGACUUAUGAACCUUCAACGAAAGUAUAGGGACAAAAUUAAUACGAGUCCGUAUUGCGUCGCCAUUAUAGUUUCGAAAUGUGAUCACAGUGCAGUUUGGAGUCUAAUUUUGCCUGAUAAAAUAUCUUCACUGUUCUGUCAUAGAUACAUUGUAUAAAUAUAGGGAGGUACGUCGUGAAAUGCGUACCCCCGCAAAAGUGUUAGUUUUCAAAGUUCAAUCAACAAUAAAGUAAAAUCCAAAAUUCUUUUGUUAA